This is a messenger RNA of Dermochelys coriacea (leatherback sea turtle), 999 nucleotides long. RefSeq names its product olfactory receptor 4N2-like. The record is from RefSeq and is a predicted model, not a curated record. Gene Ontology annotation, molecular function: olfactory receptor activity; G protein-coupled receptor activity. Gene Ontology annotation, biological process: G protein-coupled receptor signaling pathway. Gene Ontology annotation, cellular component: membrane. Lineage: Eukaryota; Metazoa; Chordata; Testudines; Dermochelyidae.
GUUUGGCAAAAUGGUUGGGUCCACAGCCAUAGCAAUGACAAUGUACCCUGUUUGUUUGUUGCAGGGAUGGAGCGCAAGAAUGGCAUGGGGGUGAUGGAGUUUGUGCUGCUGGGGUUAUCUCAGACCCAGGAGAUCCAGCUCUUCCUCUUCAUCUUGUUCUUUGUCUUCUAUUCUGUGAUCCUCCCAGCCAACAUCAUCAUCCUCACCAUCUGGGGCGACCCUCACCUGGGCACCCCCAUGUAUUUCUUCCUAGCCAACCUGGCCUUCCUGGACAUCUGCUACUGCUCCAUCACCCCCCCAAAGAUGCUGGCUGACUUCUUCCCCCACCAUAAAACCAUCUCCUAUGGGUGCUGCAUGGCGCAGAUCUUCUUCAUCCACUUCCUGGGGGCAGCUGAGGUCUUCCUGCUCAUGGGCAUGGCCUUUAACAGGUACAUGGCCAUCUGCCAUCCCCUGUGCUAUGCCAGCAUGAUGAACGGAGAGGUCUGCUGUGCCCGGGGGGCUGCUUGGGCCGUGGGCUUCACGCACUCUAUGCUCCAGGUGGUGUUGAUCGUCCAGCUCCCAUUCUGUGGCCCAAGUGAGCUGGAUAAUUUCUUCUGUGACAUCAGCCAGGUGAUCAAGCUGGCCUGCACCGACGUCUACGUGCUGGAGUUCCUCAAGUUCUUCAGCAGCGGCCUUUCCACCAUGAUGUGCUUCCUCCUCUUGCUCAUUUCCCAUGCAGUGCUGCUGGUCUGACUUCGGGCAGGUGACCCUUCAAAGGGGACGAGCAAAGUGGCUUCCCCCUGUGUCACCCACGUCAUCAUCAUCUUCAUCAUGUUUAGCCCGGCCAUCUACAUCUACUGCUGGCCCUUCUGCAGCUUCCCCCUGGACAAGGUGGUGGCCUUGUUCCAUACCGUGGUCUCCCCCCUCAUGAACCCUAUAAUCUACAUGCUCAGGAACAAGGAGAUCAUCAGUGCCAUGAAGAGGAUGCAGGGCAGACAUGGGCUCUGCAGAGGGAAAUAG